AAAUGGCAAACUGUAUUUCAAAAAAAUCUUCACUUGUCCUAUAAAAAUAAAAUACUAAUUCAAAACCCACCUUUUUUCACAUGUAUUUUAGAUUUUCUAUUUUUCUCUAAUUCUUUCCUCUCAAUCUCUCACCAUCGUUCUUAUUUUUCCGGCCGAUUUUAAAAAAAAUUCAGAGAUAAGCAACGAUUGAAUGAAUGAUUCUCUCAAUUCGACGGCUGUGAUCGAGAGUUAACACUACAAAUCAUGUGGUCCUCCUUUUGGAGAUCCAGAGAUCGUUUCUCCUUGGAUGAACUCAGAUAUUUAACUGACCAGCUGCAAAAGGUUCAAAUUGUAAAUAAUGUUAAUAAGAACUUUGUAAUUGAGACGUUGAGAUCGAUAUCGGAAUUAAUAACAUACGGAGACCAGCAUGAUUCGAACUAUUUUGAUUUUUUUAUGGAAAGGCAAGUAAUGGGGGAGUUUGUGAGGAUACUUAAGGUUAGCAGAAUUGUUUCCAUUUCGCUUCAGUUGCUGCAAACAACGAGCAUUAUGAUUCAGAACUUAAAAUCCGAGCGCGCCAUACAUUAUAUGUUCAGUAAUGAGCAUAUUAAUUUUUUGAUAACUUAUACGUUUGAUUUUCGGAAUGAGGAGUUGUUGUCAUACUACAUUUCUUUCUUAAGGGCAAUAAGUGGGAAGCUUGACAAGAAUACAAUUUCUUUGCUUGUGAAGACUCAAAAUGGCAGCUGGUUGGUUGUAAGUGGUUCAAGCUGGCAAGAAAUGCAUGGCUUGCUGCCUAAACAGCAACAAACCCUCAAUCCCAAACUCGUUGGGGUUUGCUGCCUAAACAACGCUUGUUAUGAAGAAGUUGUUUCUUUUCCACUGUAUGUUGAGGCAAUACGGUUUGCUUCCCAUGAAGAGAGUAUGAUUCGCACUGCAGUCCGUGCUCUGACACUCAAUGUCUAUCAUGUUGGAGAUGAAUCCGUGAAUAGAUUUGUUGCAAAGGCCCCUCAUGCUGAUUAUUUUUCAAACUUGCUUACAUUUUUUCAGAAGCAGUGCCUCUAUCUAAAUGGAAUGGUCUCUGAAACUCUAAAAAACCUAGACUCAGAUACAACCACUGCGAUUCUUAAUGUUGUGGAUGAAAUUGAGGACAAUCUCUACUAUAUUAGUGAUGUUAUUUCUGCGGGGAUUCCAGAAGUUGGGAGGUUAAUAACAGUCAACAUUUUGCAACUUUUGAUAUUUCCUUUGCUUCUUCCAUCUUUGCAGUUGGAUGCUGUUGAUGAUAUUCAGAUUGGUGCUAUCACUUCUCUGUAUUUGCUCUGUUGCAUCUUACGCAUAGUUAAAAUCAAAGACUUGGCAAAUACCAUUGCUGCCUCUCUUUUCUGUCCACCGGAGGCUUUUGUUCCAGAUUCUGAGACUAAACUCAAUGGUCAUGCGCCUGAUCAUGGGCAUGAAAUCCAACAGACAGAAAAUAAGAACGUGAUUGAGGUGGAUGGAUGUUCAAAAAAAAUCUUGCCGAGCUUGUCUAGUUCUUCUCUAGUUCACCCUGAAGAUAUUAUCUCAAAAGGUGUUUCUCGUUUAACUUUGAGGGAUGCUUUACUUUCAUAUAUUACAGCUGGAGAUGAUCUUCAAGUUUUGAGUUCUUUGAGCAUCUUGGCUACAUUGUUGCAAACAAAAGAGUUAGAUGAAACAAUGCUAGAUGCUCUUGGAAUCCUCCCCCAGCGCAAGCAACACAAGAAACUCUUGCAGCAAGCAUUGGUUGGUGAGGACUUGAGGGAAGAUCAACUUUUUUUGUCAGGAAGGAGCUUUAUAAGAGAUGGAUUUAGUUGUGAGCUCGAUGGCUAUCUACAAAAUCUCAAGGAGCAGUAUGGGGUAGCAUGCUCUUCCUUGGAGGUGGGAACAAGCCCCUCUGUACAUAGAUUUCAGGUGCUUGAUGCAUUGGUUAGUCUUUUUUGCCGGUCUAAUAUAUCCCCAGAGACAUUGUGGGAUGGUGGUUGGCUUCUGCGUCAGCUACUUCUCUAUAGUGAGUCAGGAUUCAAUAACCAGCAUCUUGAAUUACUGAGAGAUUCAUAUAAGAAUUGCACUUAUGCUCUUCUUGAGGAGGCCAGAGGUACCUGGCCCGAUCUACUUGUAACAGUCUUACGUGAUGAAUGGAAAAGGUGCAAAAGAGCAAUGGAAGCUCCAUCUCCUCGGAAAGAGCUGAAGUGCAUGCUCUUGCCAUUAGACAAGCCCUCUUUUGAUGAUGUUCUUCCCAACAAAUCAUCUUUUGUUGCUGGUGAAAGAAUGUGCAAGGUGGUGAAGGUGUUUGUACUUCUUCAUCAACUUCAAAUUUUCUUCCUUGGUAGGGCUUUACCUGAGCAGCCUCCUACUUGUCCUCCAAGUGAUAUCCUGGAAAAUUCCCGUGCAAGAAAUGCUGGCCUGGAUGUUUCAGGUCCAAAACUAGGCUCUGAGUUGAGACUAGUUGAUGCCGUGCCUUGUAGGAUUGCAUUUGAGAGGGGUAAGGAACGCCAUUUUUGCGUUUUAGCAAUCUCUGUGGGCGCAUCUGGGUGGAUCCUACUUGCAGAAGAACUACCCUUGAAGAAACAUUAUGGAAUCAUCCGUGUUGUUGCUCCUUUAGCAAGUUCUGAUCCUACAAUUGAUCAGAAGUAUUCAAGAUGGUUACACUUGCGAAUCCGUCCAUCUACUUUACCCUUUUUGGACCCUGCUAAACUCAUUACUCAUGGGAAGGCCAAGACAAAAGCUCCGGUGGAUGGGAGAUGGACCUUAUCAUUCAUGGAUGAUGAAUCUUGCAAGUCUGCUUUGUCUAUGAUUCUUGAGGAGAUUGAUCUGCAAAGCAAUGAAGUCAAGAAAAGACUAAAACCAUUGCUCAACCAUGAAGGAGCUAUAGAUGUUCCAGACGCUUCUCCACAUCCUCCAGAUGAUGCUUCCCCAUCAACUGCAACACCUUCUAAUUCAUUGUAAGUUUCUACUUGGUUGGAGUUCUGAGUAAUAGUUUGCUUUAUGCUUUGGGUGGGAAAAUAUUAUGCCUUCUCGCCCUUCCAUAUAUGUUUAUAUGGAAACAGUAGAUAUACCCAACAACAUAGAUUAGCACCCCAAUUUAGCUGUUAAUUGUAUACAAACUUCCUUUGCCCUGAUUUGUUGUUGCUCUAGGUGGCCUUUUUUUCACAUUCCUUAGCCUCUAACCCUAGGCUUCUCUAUUAUUUUUCCUAAUUUUGUAUUGUGUUACAUUAAUGUAUAUCUGAGGCAAUUUGAUAGUAAAAGCUUCAUGUUUAUUGAUAUUUAGAA
Populus nigra (black poplar) is the source of this 3258-nucleotide messenger RNA. RefSeq names its product protein TRANSPARENT TESTA 9-like. The coding region runs from base 244 to 2934 and encodes 896 amino acids. The transcript is spliced from 22 exons. Gene Ontology annotation, biological process: regulation of autophagosome maturation; endosome to lysosome transport; endosomal transport. NCBI's taxonomy places the organism in Eukaryota, Viridiplantae, Streptophyta, Magnoliopsida, Malpighiales, Salicaceae. The record is from RefSeq and is a predicted model, not a curated record. Gene Ontology annotation, cellular component: endolysosome membrane; late endosome.